AUGCCAAAGUUUCAGAACUAUGUGGUAUGUGUUCUGUGUUCCGCUAUUGCCGACUGGUACAGUAGUGUUCAUACUUUGCUUUUUAUGUUGGCGGGAGAUGUGGAAUCGAAUCAUGGGCCUCUCGAAGAGCUAAUGAAGCAAUUGCUGGCAAAUCAACAAGAAGUAGCCAAUCACACUGCUGACAUCAAAACGAGUAGCCAGUCGACAAGAGCUUGGUGCACCAGCGUUAAUAAUCGUCUUACUGCCAUUGAAACUUCCAUUAAAGAAUUAAUAUCUACUACCAAGAGAGUUGAAGGUUGCGAGGCGGGAUUGGUAAAUGUUGCUAAAACAAUAGUGAAUCUCGAGCAAAAGAUUGAUGAUCUGGAGAAGAGAAGCAGACGAAACGAUCUGAUCCUACAAGGUAUUACAGAUGACAUCAACGAAACUCAAGCCCAGCUGAAAGUCAAAGUUGGCACUGACAUAUUUUCUACUGUUUUUCAGGUAGACGUUGUUAGCAUUGAAAUUAUACAUAGAUUGGACCGAAGUCUGGGAACUAAACCGAGACCUGCAAUAGAAAAUUUUCAUAAUUAUAAUGAGAAAAUUAAAGUUCUGGCUAACGCAAAAAAGCUUAAGGGAUCUAAAGUAUGUAUUAAUGAGGACUUCUCAUAUCGUGUACGACAAAUCUGAAAGUAAUUAAGGGAUAGUUCACGGAUUGAAAUGGAAAGUGGCGUUAAGGUAACUUUUUUCUUCGAAGAGCAACCAAUCCGACGCGAGCGGCGUUGA
Ixodes scapularis (black-legged tick) is the source of this 762-nucleotide messenger RNA. RefSeq lists its product as uncharacterized. The transcript has a single exon. Lineage: Eukaryota; Metazoa; Arthropoda; Arachnida; Ixodida; Ixodidae. The record is from RefSeq and is a predicted model, not a curated record.